Messenger RNA from Aquila chrysaetos chrysaetos, 2654 nucleotides. It is a transcript of the gene SLC25A30, whose product is annotated as solute carrier family 25 member 30. The coding region runs from base 262 to 1137 and encodes 291 amino acids. Gene Ontology annotation, biological process: transmembrane transport. The transcript has 11 exons. The record is from RefSeq and is a predicted model, not a curated record. NCBI's taxonomy places the organism in Eukaryota, Metazoa, Chordata, Aves, Accipitriformes, Accipitridae.
GAAGCGAGGCGGGGCCCCGCGUUCCCCAGCGGCCGCCCCGGCCGAGGGCAGCGCGGCAGGCCUUUAUAAACGGCGGGCCGGCGGCGGAGCGUGGCCGCGGUGGGCACGGCGGGACGGCGGCGGUGGAGGAAGCUGCGGCGUGUAGGGAAGAAUUUCUGAGAAGAAGCAAAACAGGAAUUCAGAAAACGAGACGGUAGAGGAGAAAAGGCGAAGUUGCUGAUAUGCCUUGGAUUUUUUUUUUUUGAGAAAGAAAAAUCAAUAAUGUCAGCACUAAACUGGAAGCCCUUUAUCUAUGGAGGUUUAGCAUCAAUCACUGCAGAAUGUGGUACUUUCCCCAUUGAUCUGACCAAAACACGUCUGCAGGUUCAAGGUCAAGUUAAUGAUGCCAAAUACAAAGAGAUACGCUACCGUGGAAUGGUGCAUGCGCUAGUCAGAAUAUGCAGAGAAGAAGGAUUGAAAGCCUUAUACUCUGGGAUUGCACCUGCAAUGCUACGGCAAGCUUCCUAUGGAACUAUAAAAAUAGGCACUUACCAGAGCUUUAAAAGAAUGUUUGUUGAGCAUCCAGAAGAUGAAACCCUGAUGAUAAAUGUUCUAUGUGGCAUUCUUUCGGGAGUAAUCUCAUCAUCUAUUGCUAACCCUACAGAUGUCUUAAAGAUCAGAAUGCAAGCCCAAGGUAGUGUGAUUCAAGGAGGAAUGAUGGGCAACUUCAUACAGAUUUACCAAAAGGAAGGCACUAAAGGAUUAUGGAAGGGAGUAUCAUUGACAGCACAGAGAGCUGCUAUUGUUGUUGGAGUGGAACUGCCAAUGUAUGAUCUUACCAAGAAGCACAUAAUUGCAUCUGGAUUUAUGGGAGAUACAGUAUAUACUCACUUCCUCUCAAGUUUUACUUGUGGGUUAGCUGGAGCCCUUGCAUCCAACCCAAUUGAUGUUGUGAGAACACGUAUGAUGAAUCAGAGAAGCCAACAACAUGGAGGACACUCAAACUACAAGGGUACUUUGGAUUGCUUGUUACAAACAUGGAAGAAUGAAGGCUUUUUUGCUCUAUAUAAAGGGUUUUGGCCAAACUGGUUAAGACUUGGUCCUUGGAAUAUCAUCUUCUUUUUGACAUAUGAACAGCUGAAGAAAUUAGACUGCUGACAUGCUGAACUGUAUACUGAAUUCUGUUGAUGUACAGUUUGAGUUCAGAGCAACUUGUAAGUUACCCUGAGUAUCAGCUCUUUAUUGUCUGAGAUGCUGGCCAAAGGAAGAGGUCAUUACAAGACUGUUGUGAAUGAGAACAACCUGGAAGUGAUUUCAAGGCAAACUGGCUCCUGUAACAAUGGCUUGCUCACGUGAUUCAGUGGAUGUAGUGCAGUAUUUUCUAGACUGAACCAAACGUGGUGGAAUACCUUCUGUCAACUGUUUAAGUCGUCUUGAAUGUGAAAAUGCGUAGUGCAACUUUAUGCUGUUGAGACUAAGAUGCACAGUGUUUAGAGGUAUAAGAGACAGAGAACAAUCUUUCUGUAAAGGAAGAUAGGUAGUUCCAAGGAGGUGGGCUUCUCCUGUUUUCAGAAGCGUAUACAAUUUGACUGUAAUAGCUUCUAAUGAACUGAAAGUUUCACAUGACAUCUUUGCAGGCUUUCAGUUCAGCAAAACACCUGUUGCAAUACAAAAAUCUGCUUCUGUUUUUAGAGCUUUCCUGUGUUCCAAGUCCUUAGAUGUCUGCAUAAUUUGCUGGGAAUUACCCAGCUUCAUUUGAAAGUGUGGUUGCUGCAGUUGUCAGUUUUGCGUAGCUUGAGGAAAGUUUUUUUUUUUCCAGUGUAUCAUUCUUGAUUUUCGGCAUAAGUGAUUCUUCAGCAUAUUCAUAUGUAAAUUGCAAGUAGGAACGAAGUUCAAACAAGUCCAUGCUCAUCUGCCUGUCUUGCAGAGAAACUUUCCAUACUUCUUUCAUUGUUGGGAAGAACUAUUUGUAAUGGUUACUGGCUGUUACGUGUCAUCUGAAAGAUGCAAGUUUUACCCUGAGCAGUUCAGGCUGUGUCACGUAGGUGCCUGUGUGAAAAGAACCAAGCCCCUCCAAAGGUUAUGUCCUCUGUAAAGGCUGCUUUCCUCCUUUAAAAAGACACCCAAACCCAGAACUAUGGAGCACUGUCAUAUAGCAGACAGGCCCAGGUUGCUGUUACAUGCAGGGAAACACUUCGUGUAGAAAUCAACCACAAGUUCCUUUAAGCAUUACUUUGAGUGAAAUGUAUAUCAAAACUUCAGGGCCAUUAACUGAACAGUUACGUCAAGGUUCUUAUUAAAUGUUGUUGUUGAAUUCCAGGAAAGGCAGCGUGUGAGAUGCAAGUUGUGGAGCAGUCCUUCUGUGCUCACAGAGGGUGGUAAAGCAGGAUGCAUAGCUCUGCAUUUUUGUGGCAUUGUGUUAAUCUCAUAAAUAUUUUUGGUUAAUCAUGCAUUCCACUUAAAGAAAUUUCAUUGUGAUUUCAAAAUUGCUAUAAUCACUUAAAACUACUGAUUUUGAGUUCACAAAUGGAUUUUUUAAAUGCACAAGGCACUUUCUUUCCUAAGGCACAAUGUUUUUCUAUGUAUAUGGGUAUGCUUAUGUGCAGCGUUUUUCCUUACAUCUGUUUCUAUGCAUUAAUAGAAGUAUUUGUAAAUAUUUUUGUACACUGUGUAAA